UACUAUCAACCUACCACAUGGAGAGAGUUAAAAAAAACUUAAUCUGGGUACAAAGUGUAACCAGGGAGAUGUAACUACGAGUACUCAAAGUAAAUAACGUGUGGACGAAUAAAACCUAGGCCUACUCGUUACCAGGAUGGACAAAAUCGGCUUGGAUGUUGAUAUUAAUGAUGGAAAGAAGAAAAGUUUUAUGAGUCAGCGUUUUAUUGUGUAUAUAGUCUGUGUGGGUACAUUUUGCCUAGGUCUGGGGCUUCUUCUUGGUUAUCUUACGUUUCCUGAAACGCUACGUACUCAAUCGAGCUCACCAAUCGAAGGGAGUGAACAAAGAGAUCAUGAAUGGGUUUCAGAAACUCUGAUGAACUAUAUUGAUGCGGCAGAGAUCGAGGAAAACCUCAGAUAUUUGUCAAAACGGCCGCAUGUUGGUGGAACUCAGGCCGAAAAAGAAAACGCAGAAUACAUAAAGGAAAAAUGGAUUGAACAUGGAUUGGACGGUGUCAAAAUCAAUGCAUACACUCCUUAUCUAUCAUAUCCAGACAUAAAUAACCCCAAUAAGGUGUUUCUUUUGGAUAACGGCAAUGAAUUUUUCAGUUCUCGUGAUUUUGAAGAUGUCCUACGACCUGAAGACGAUAGUUCUGACAUCCUUCCGCCUUUUAAUGCAUACUCUGCACAAGGUACUGUAGAGGGCGAGUUAGUCUACGUAAACUUUGGUCGUGAACAGGAUUUUAUUUACUUGGCAGAGAAUAAACCAGAAAUAAAUAUAGCGGGGAAAAUUGUGAUUGCUAAGUUCGCAAAGGGUUUCCGAGGAACUAAGGUGAACAAUGCACAAAAGGCAGGUGCAAUUGGAGUGAUACUUUACAGCGAUCCUGAUAACUACUCGCCUGGCGAUACCCUAGGUGGAUAUCCCAACUCAUGGUGGCUACCACGGACAGGAGCUCAGCGAGGAAACGUGUGGGUCAGCGAUGCGAAGGGAGAUCCUUUGACACCUGGUUUUCCUGCUAAUGAUUAUGCGUAUCGCCAAACGGAAGAGCACGCAGGAUUGCCGCGAAUCCCGGUUCAUUGUAUAUGUGCAGACGAUGCAGAAAGGAUACUGAGAGAAAUGGGUGGAGAUGACGUGCCUGACAGCUGGAUAGGUGGACUCAACAUCUCAUACAAGUUCGGCCCAACGUUUAAAAAUCCAAAUAGAACAGUAAAAUUAGAGGUCACUUCUAUUAAAGAGAACCGACCUGUGUACAAUGUCAUCGGAAUGAUCAAAGGCAAAGUUGAACCAGAUCGUUACAUUCUAUUGGGCAAUCACCGUGACGCUUGGACAUUUGGAGCAAUAGACCCAUCAAGCGGCACUUCAGCUUUGUUAGAAAUGACGAGAGCUUUUGGAAGAUUACACAAAGAUCAUGAUUGGAGUCCAAGACGAACUAUCCUCUUUUGUAGUUGGGCUGCAGAGGAGCCUGGAUUGGCAGGUUCUACGGAAUUUCUUGAGGAUUUCCAGAGAGUACUGGCUGAAAGAACGGUUGUCUAUUUCAACGUUGAUUCUGCAGUGACCGGCAACUACACAUUUCAAGGAAAGUCCACGCCAUCUUUACGAAAAGCUAUAUUCGCUGCAACUAAGAAGGUUCCAUCUCCCGAUUCCGGAUUUACAUCAACAUACGAACACUGGAAAGAAAAAGAUGCGAGUUCGAGUGACAACAGCAUACCAUAUUUAAGGAAUCUAGGGUCUGGUAGUGAUUAUAAACCCUAUACGUAUCGUUUAGGGAUUCCUGCUGCUGAUGUUCGCUGGCGAUAUCCAACAAAUCUGGGCCUCUCGUCACAUCCCGUGUAUCACUCCGCCUAUUCGACUUUCUAUUACGUAAAGACGUUCCUCGACUGGGAUUUUAAGCGACAUCAGGCGGUGGCGCGUGUUUGGACGGAGCUCGGGCGCGAUUUCGCCGACUCUACUAUCUUGCCGUUCGACUGCGUGUAUUAUGCAGAUAAGAUACGAAGCUCUAUAGAAACUGUUAAAGACCUUCAUGAAAGUAAUAUGAACGCACAUAACAUCACGUUUGAUACAAUUAUGUCGGCUAUUGACAACUUGACAAACAUUGCUACCAGCUUCGAAGCCAAAGUCCAAAAGAUGGACACUUCAGACGUACUUGAAGUUCGGAAGGUUAAUGACCAAUUUAUGCUUUUCGAGAGGGCGUUUAUCGAUCCACUUGGCUUACCAGGUCGUAAAUUUAUGAGGCACGUAAUCUUCUCUCCUACUUUACACGGUGGAUCAUCAUUUCCUGGAAUUGUUGAUAGCAUGUACCGCAUAAAUGAAGAUCCCGACCAGGACCAGAGAUGGGAAGCGGUUCGUGAGCACAUGGCAGUGGUCGCUUUCAUGAUACAGUCUGCCGCUAGCACAUUAAAAGACGUCACGGAAUUUUAAAAUUUGUUCGACAAAUUGAGAAAAUACCCAAGUAAAUUAAGGCCAAAUAUGAUACUUUUAUACUGAGUUUUUCGAUGCGAUAUUCUAAAUUGCUUGGUAAAUCUUCAACAACUUAUCUCAAUGUACACCUUUGAAACGCAGUUUAAGUUACUAAUAGGCCUAUAACGUAAAUUAACAUUAAUUUGAACGUUUGAAUUAAAACUAAUAUUGAUUUUUAA
Molecule: messenger RNA, 2616 nt
Organism: Anneissia japonica
Lineage: Eukaryota; Metazoa; Echinodermata; Crinoidea; Comatulida; Comatulidae
Product: putative N-acetylated-alpha-linked acidic dipeptidase
Exons: 17
Coding region: 137-2398 (753 amino acids)
Molecular function (GO): carboxypeptidase activity
Source: RefSeq, a predicted model, not a curated record